ACAGUGGUCACAUUGUGCUAUAUUCUCAGCAUACAGCGUUCGAUUCUGUCCUAAAAAGAGAAUGGUUUACGCAAAAUUGGCAUUUAACGCAUGCGCUGUAAGCUCGCGCCAGUCUGUUUCAAGAUGGUGGUCGCCGUGCAAGAAAACCGAGCCUAAAAACAAUCAAAUGUGAAAAGCGUCAAAAUACAACAAGCAAGGUUUUUUCCGUUGGGUAGAAGUCAGGAUGACGUUCUGGCCGCAGCUGUUAGAUCUGUCCAGAGAUGAGUGUAAACGUAUUUUGCGACGCCUGGAACUGGAGGCGUACUCAAACCUGGUGUCUGCUUUCCGUGCACAGGGGGACCUCACCAAGGAUAAGAAAAAACUGCUGCUAGACCUGCAGCAGUCGUUGAGCAUUUCAACAGAACGGCACAGAGCAGAAGUCAGGAGAGCUGUAAAUGAUGAAAAACUGACAACAAUUGCAGAUUGCAUGUCUGGGCCUAACGUCAGUUCUGAGUGGUUGGUAGAGGGGAGGCGAUUGGUACCUCUUAUGCCGCGGCUGGUGCCUCAGACGGCAUUUACCCUGGCAGCCAAUCAUGCUGCUCAAGUACAGGCUGAGAAAAACGCCAUGAUGCCUCUGCCGUCAGUCACAGGAAAUAAAGAUUUGAACAAGGCACCCAGCACCCCAGUGCCACCUGGUGUGACAGUAGCAAAGAUUAGCCAGGUGGCGCCACCAGACUCUCCACAGGUGGUCCCUGCCUCUGGUCCUGUGACCCCCACACCAGUGGCCAGUGUCAAACAGCGUCCAUCUAGUCCAGCCUCCAAUGUGGUAGUCCUGCCCAGUGGGAUGUCAAUACACAUUAAAGGGGGAAUAAACACAGAAGAGGAAGAUGAAUUCCCUUCACGGAAACGCAAACGCAGCAAUUCAGUGGAGGGGUUUCUUCCUCGCACUGUCACCACGGUAUCCCUGCCCACGCCCAAGGUGACGUACACCACGACCUCCAGCUCCUCCAACACCAUCCAUGGUAUCUCCCCCAUGAAGAUCACCAUCUCUAAGAGUCCACAGAAGAUGCAGAACACUGUCACACCCUCACAGAAGGUCAUCCUAGUGUCCAGCUCUGGUCAGUCCAGCACCCCUAAUAUUCUCCAGAAGUCCAUCACUGUGCCUAUAAUCAAGACGACGGCUACCACAGCAACGUCAGCCAUAGGAUCGUACCCAAAGACUAUUGUGUCUCCGGCUAGCUCCUCCACCAUGGGGAGUAUUGCCUCAGUGGUGUCUUCACAGGGCUCACACCCCAGUGGCUUGAGUAUAACCAGACCAAGACCUAAGACCAUACAAACAAGGCCAAAAGUGCAGCAGGUGGGCAGUCACAAGCCAGGUAUAGUAAUCCCAAUGUCUCCACAACAGCAGCCAUCUCCACAGAGUGUCCCUGUACAGCUGAAGUCCAUGGCCAAACCUACCAUACAGAUUAAACAGGAAGGAGGCAUGAAGAUCAUCACUCACAGUGUGCCCUCUGCAGGCAGUAAGAUCCUCCCUAAGCCUCAGUUCGCCACUGGCGCCAGUGGGAACCAGGUGGUGGUGGUCACCAGUGGUGCUCAGAGCUCUCUGGCAGUGGUGACCAAAGCUUCGGUGGGCGUGGCAGGCAGUCACAGUGUGCCCAGUAAAGUGUUGAAUAUCACCACACAGGGAGGCAAGGUGAUAGCAGCCUCCACAUCACGCGGGGGCAGUGGCUCUCCUAAUGUGGUCACCGUGAACCCCAAGACACUACAGCUGACCUCAGUCAGAGCUGGGACCAGUAAUUUCUCUACAGUGCAGAAGACUGUCUCUCAGGUGCCAGGGAAGCCCAAUGUCAUCGUGGUCCAGAAGGGGACGGCACGUGGGAGCUCCACCCCUUCCACACCUCCCAUACAGAUCAAGGUGCCCAACCAGGGGGCCACAGCCGCAGCUAGUCCAUUUGAGAAGGAAUUUGGAACUUUCCUCAAUAAACAAGACGUCCAGCGUCAGACCUCAUGGCCUCAGAAGGUCAGCAUUCGCGUGCAGGACACUCGUGCCAGUGAAACAAGACAGGACACCACCAAAGCAGAGCUAGUGCGCUCAGAUUCUGAGCCAUCAGGGCGGUCCUCCAUUCUGGCUGAGCUAAUACAGGCAGUGGGUAUCGGGCCAGACUCAGGGUCUGGGUCUAAUUCUGGGAGAGCAACACCUGUUGGGGAGGAGGGGUUUCAGGCAGUGUCACAGCAAAAAG
Lingula anatina is the source of this 2219-nucleotide messenger RNA. RefSeq lists its product as uncharacterized. Gene Ontology annotation, molecular function: protein binding. Gene Ontology annotation, cellular component: nucleoplasm. NCBI's taxonomy places the organism in Eukaryota, Metazoa, Brachiopoda, Lingulata, Lingulida, Lingulidae. Gene Ontology annotation, biological process: regulation of DNA-templated transcription. The record is from RefSeq and is a predicted model, not a curated record.